Trametes versicolor FP-101664 SS1 is the source of this 231-nucleotide messenger RNA. RefSeq lists its product as uncharacterized. The annotation marks the transcript as partial. The record is from RefSeq and is a predicted model, not a curated record. Gene Ontology annotation, biological process: anatomical structure morphogenesis; regulation of transcription by RNA polymerase II; cell differentiation. The transcript has a single exon. Gene Ontology annotation, molecular function: RNA polymerase II cis-regulatory region sequence-specific DNA binding; DNA-binding transcription factor activity, RNA polymerase II-specific. NCBI's taxonomy places the organism in Eukaryota, Fungi, Basidiomycota, Agaricomycetes, Polyporales, Polyporaceae.
AAGCCAGAGGGCUACAUCAGCCGCCCUCCCAAUUGUUUCAUGCUAUACCGCUCGUUCAAGAACAAGCAGUACCAGAAGGAACACCCAGGCGGCGUCCAAUCGAACUUUUCAAAGAUGAUCUCUCCCCUAUGGGCGGCGGAGCCACCGCAUGUGAAAGCUUACUGGAAGGAGCGCGCCAAGGAAGUGGCGAGGAAGCACAAGCAAAAAUACCCAUUUUACACGUUCAAGCCU